ACGUACAUAAGUUGUUAUUUGGUCUCUUUUGUUCUGUUGCUCGACGGGUGCUAUUACAUGGUGGUAGUAUAUAGUUAUGGAUGGUACUGAUUUACCUCCUAAAAUAAGCAAUUUAAUCAUGAUUGAGGAUUUUAUUGAUAACUAAGUAUGUUUAAACGAUUAGUUCGUUGUCAUGUAAAAUCAUCUCGUACACCACCUAGUAAAGAUAGUACAAACAAUAAAAUUCAUUUACCAACAAAAUGUAGUGCCUGGUUAUUUUCAACUAUCUCUUCUUCAUCUAAAAUCUCAACAACUGAUGAUAAUGAUACAAAUAAGAGCACAGAAAUUUGUUCAGUAGAUCAUUCUUUUAAAACAAACAAUUCUCAAGAGACAUACACUGUAACUAAUGCUCAAUAUCCUAACGACGAUAUUCAACGAAUCUCUUGUCAUCCUUAUUGUCCUAAUCCAGAAAGUAUUAAACUACCUUUUGUACAAUUCACUAAAGUUAGAAAUCAUUUUCUAGCUAUUCGAUCUCAACCAAUAUCUUCAUCUAUAAAAGAUCAAUUAAAAUCUUAUUCAUUCAAUAAUUGGUUAUACUCAGAUGCUGAAUUAAUUAAUUUUGUUAAAUUUAUGUUCAUGGAUUUAAAUCUACCGGAAUUAUGUCGUUUCACUAUUGAUACACUUGAAAAUUGGUUAUUUUCAAUUUAUUCCCGAUAUAACAAUGUACCAUUUCAUAAUUUUAAACAUGCAUUUAUGGUCACACAAAUGAUGUAUUGUAUCAUUAACAUGGUAAAUUUACCGCUGUACGUAUCAUCAGUGGAUUUACUGAUUCUGUUAUUCUCCGCAUUGUCACAUGAUCUUGAUCAUCCGGGCUUUACAAACUCUUACCAGAUUAACGCUGGUACUUGGCUUGCUCUACGUUAUAAUGAUAUAUCACCACUGGAAAAUCAUCAUUGUAUGACAGCAUUUGAUCUUAUCACGAAUAAUCCAACAACUAAUAUUAUCAGUGGGUUAACACCAGAUGAAUCACGUCAUUUUCGUAGAUCUGUGAUAAGAUGUAUUCUAAGCACAGAUAUGGCUAUUCAUUCAGAAUGUCUAUCACAAUUUCAAGUUGUACGUAAACAAGUCUAUUCCAAUUGUCAAUCAUUAUAUAUGAUGAGUAAUAUGAAUAAUCAUAGUAUUAUACAACACCACCAACAACAACAACAGUAUCAUCAACAAACUAUGGAACAUUCUUAUUGUAGUAAUGAUAAUAGUAACAGUAAUAAUAAUAAUAGUAAUGAUCAAAAAGAGUUGAACACUUUGGAUCCAAUAUUUCCUUCGCUGCAAUUAUUAUCAUCCUCGUCAGCAUCAGCAUCAGCAUCAUCAUCACCUAUGCAACAACAGCCUACACUAGAAACAAACUCUUCUUCUUCCCCUGAUCAUCAUCAUCAUCAGUACCAUCAAUGGAACCAUAAUAAUAAUAAUCAUAAAAUAGAAACAACAAGACAACAUUUAUCCGAAACUCAUAAACACUAUCAUCGUUUAUGUAACAAUAAUCAUAUGAAUCAUGAUGCGGAUAAUGACAGUGAUCAGAAUAAUCACAAUGACGAUGACGGUAAUGAUCCUACUAAUUAUGCACAUAUUCAUCCGUCGUAUAUUCAUUCAGCAUUAAUAUCAUUAAUUAAUCAACAACCGGAAUAUUUAUUACGUUUAUUAAUGAUUUUAUUAAAAGUAUGCGAUAUAUCAAAUGAAAUUCGUCCACCAUUAAUUGCUAAUGUAUGGGUAGAUUGUUUAUUCAAUGAAUUCUCUUUACAGGCUACAGCAGAAAAACAAGCUGGUCUUCCGGUUGCUCCUUACAUGGAUCCUGAUCUUGUAGUGAUAUCCAAUAGUCAAUUGAAUUUUCUAGAUAAUAUUCUAAUACCAUUAGUAAAAGAAUUGACUUUAGUCUUUCGUGAAUUAAAUAUACUUUUAGAAUCUGUGAAUCGACGUUUAGAGCAUUUCUCUCAGAUUAGACAAUAUGAAUUGGCUCAACAACAACAACAACAACAGAUGAAUGAUAAUUGUUGUUCAACAUUAAAAGCCAUAUCAUCAUCACCAUCGUCGCCGCCGUCCUCGUCUUUGUCAACAACAACAACAACGGUGACUAAUACUCCCGUGUGCUCUGUCAUGAAAUCCAGUGUUCGAGCGGCUACUGAAGAAAAUAUCAAAUAUACUCCUCAAUCAACAUGUUGUUCCGAUGAAAUAACCCUCCAUCCAAUUGAAAACCGACAACAACCACCACCACAACAGCAACAACCACAACUAUCCAAUCAACAUGAAUCUUCAACGAAUCCAACAAAUCCUGAUUAUUAUUUACCUUCUGCAACCUCACCAGCACCACCUUCAUCCUCAUCAUCAUCGUCUACAUUAUGUUGUUGUAAAUCCUCUUCACCUGUUAAAUGUCAACAAUCUCAAGUACCACUUUAUGUUACGGUGAAAUCACCUUGUCUUAAAAAAUCAUGAACUACCAUGAGAGAUAGACAGAUGACAUACUACUAAAACAUAUUUGAAAAAUAAAUUUUACAGAGGAAAGAAAAUACAAAAUGAUUUUCCCUGAAUGAAUAUUCUCUACUACUACUCACACUACUACUACUACUACUACUACUACUACUACUCAUUCUCCUGUGUAAAAUAAACUAAGAGUAGUAGUACACUAUGUGUAUAAAUGGUUGUUUUGAAUUAUUCAUCUUAUACACAAUGAUAAGCAUUUCCAAUUUGAACUUUUCCAACAUCUCUCUUUGUUUGCACUGUUUUUAUAUUGUUUUAACGACGACUAU
This is a messenger RNA of Schistosoma turkestanicum, 2777 nucleotides long. NCBI's taxonomy places the organism in Eukaryota, Metazoa, Platyhelminthes, Trematoda, Strigeidida, Schistosomatidae. The record is from the annotation of a GenBank genome assembly.